Messenger RNA from Aethalodelphis obliquidens (Pacific white-sided dolphin), 5604 nucleotides. It is a transcript of the gene KYAT3, whose product is annotated as kynurenine aminotransferase 3. The record is from RefSeq and is a predicted model, not a curated record. NCBI's taxonomy places the organism in Eukaryota, Metazoa, Chordata, Mammalia, Artiodactyla, Delphinidae. The transcript is spliced from 14 exons. Bases 3797 to 5257 code for a protein of 486 amino acids. Gene Ontology annotation, biological process: biosynthetic process. Gene Ontology annotation, cellular component: mitochondrion; cytoplasm. Gene Ontology annotation, molecular function: pyridoxal phosphate binding; L-kynurenine:2-oxoglutarate transaminase activity.
CAAAACAGUGAAUUCGUUGUUCAAUGAAGUUCUUGGUGAAAAUGAAUAAUGUGUCUUUUAUUUUUACCUUAAACUUUUUGGCCAACCCAAUAACUAGAGGAGACUUGAGCAAGGAAAGCUGAAUAUGCCGAGGAGAGGGGUAAUAAUCAAUGGAGCAAAGUCUCUGUGGAGGGGAGAGGAAUGACAUCUAAGUCAUGGGAGGAGGGACUGUCCUUUUGUAGCAGGGUCACUUCCUUUAUUAUAGUAGGAAGAAAAAAGGAAUAUUUUUAGGUUUGUUUUUUUACACGUGGGUAGGUUGAAAGAAUUCACGUCUGAUGGCUUCUGUUUUCUCUGUGAUAGAGAGCAAGGUCAUCUGCUUAGACUAAGGAGGGUUUUAUGUUAGAGGAGUGUGGGAAAAAUUUAAUCAUUUUGUACUAUGGGAGAGAAAUAUUGCCUAUUCUCUUAUGGCUUUUGGGUGGGCCCAAGAAUUAAACUGACAUAAUACAGAUUAACAGGAGAAAAGCACACAUUUAAUAAAAGUUCUGUGUGACACAGGAACUUUCACAAGGAAAUGAAGACCCAAAGAAGUAGCAAAACCAAGUGCUUUUAUGCUAGAUUGAACAAAGAGAGGCCAUUGUGGAAAAGUAACCAAAAAAUAUAGGGAGACUAAAGGAAGAUAAGAAUUAUUUUAACAAGGUCUGUUUGUACAGAAUUCUCUCAGCUUUAACUCCCUGUCUAAGAGUGUUUCUUUUUUCCCAGUAUAGGGCAGGUAUCUUUCACAUGGGAAUUUUAUCUCCUGUUUUCAGGAAGAAAGGGGGAGAUCAGAUCACUCUUCUUGCCUCGGCUGUUUUUCCAGUGCCUUUAGCUCACAAUAAUCCUUAGGCCAAAGUGGCAAUUUUUGGGGGAGUAUAUUCUCCCAUCCUGUACCUAUAAAAUAUAGUAGAAAUGCUGGAGAGUGUUGGGGGUCAAUUUGAGAUUAAUGACCAUAAUUUGUGGUGAAACCGAUCCUAUCCUGUGUGAUUUUCUCCAGCAGGCCACAGCUUCAUGGGCCAUAGGAAAAACAGACACUGUAAUUGAGUUCAUCCAGGGCCAGGGUUUUAUAGAUACCUAUCUAUAAAAGACAGACGGGGAGUUAGGGCAUUGUAAAGAACAUUAUUGAAGCAGUGGAACUGGCGUCUAAAUUGGAAAAUAAAGGAAGGUGAGGUCUGAUUGAGAAAAGGAGAGGCAGCCUCCUAGAGAUCUUGAUGAUAUUUAAGAAUAGUAAUCAUUGGAAUAAGUAAGCAAAUUGGAAGGAUAGGUAGUUUAUGGUCAAAGAUCAGAAUACUUCAAUUAAUUGUUUUGGAAUUAGACCAGAUUGAGGUAAUGGCAAGGUGCAGGGUGUGACUAUAGGAGAGAGUGCCUAGGGUGGGAUGGAAGAGAAUAGUGAUGGGCACAGGGAUGUCAGUUGUUGGAUGGACCAUCUCUGAAGACAUGGGAAUUACCUGGGAUGAUCACAGUACUUAGAGUUGAGAAGAAAACUGUGUGCCUAAUGACAAAAUCUCUAAUGAAUGACAAGGAGUUAUCAGCAGGCCAGAAGAUAAUAUCAUUGAAGCAGAUGACGGAAGUAGUAGUCUGGUAAUGGUAAAAUAGACGGUAAGAAAGAGAUAAGUGAGGCAUAUACAAGCAAAAGCUGACACUGAGGCAUAUAGGAGUGGUAUCUUCAGGGAGCAAUAAGGUUUCAGUUCAAGCUAGGAGGUACAAGGAACACUCUGAAACCAUAAAGAUGUAAUGGGAUUCGCUGAGAAUGGUGCAGCCGUUCCGAAAGACACAGUAGAAAGUUUGGAAAGUGGAAGAGAAAUGAAGGGCUGGGUCAGUUUCCAGGCAAUACUUUGCAUUAUGGUGGUAAUGUGCUGCAGAAAACAGGGAAGAAGAGGUGGGAAUCAGGCUUUGGGAUUUCCAGAUGAAAACAGGUAGAUUUAGUGUCAAUUUCCAAAGGGGAAUGGGUAUUGAGGUGUGGUGGCCAGAGGGUGUGGCUCACCCAACCUGGGGGGAAUCUCCCAAGACCUGCAGCCUGAGGUCACACACAACCAGCCACUGACGUACAGUACUUUCUGAGAUUACCUUGAAACCAAGGAUUCAUUUAUUCAUCUGUUUUGAAGUAUGGGGAAACUAAGGCCCACCAAAGGUCAGGGAAUUGUCCCAGGAUAGAAACCUUUUUUUAAUAUCAAAAAUAAGGGUUAGAAUCCAGGUAUCCUGACUCCUAGUCCUGUUUGCUCCCCUCCCAGCUCCCCAACCCCAUUUAUCUGAAGAAGGUAGAAGAGGUUUCUCUCACUUUUCUACUUGCAAGAAAGAAUUUUACUUAUACUUUCCUUAAUAACAAAUAAAUUAGGUUGAAUUUAAAUAAAUGGGCAUUUUUUUUCUGAAAAAUAUAUUGUCCUAAAUCAAAUAACUCUAUGAUACUGAAUGAAGAUUGUUCAACAUAGUCACUGUUGUUUGGUAAUACCUUUCCUCAGAACUAGCCCUACUGCCUAAUCCAAUUAAUAUUUUAUUCCUGAACAGAACUAUUAAUGACCAAAGAAUAGGCAUUUCUUGAUUUAAGAAAACCUGCUCUUUGACUUGAAAGACGUAAAACAUAAGGGGUAAUUAUUUACUUUACAAAGGAAUCAAUAUUUCGUAAAAGGACUCAUUAUAAAUAGUUCACUUAAAUCAUUAAUUUAUAAUGUGAUUUUAUGUAUUCAUUCAGUCAUUUGACACAUUUAUUUAUCACGUGCCUCCUAUGUGCCAGAGAAGACAGUGGUGAACUAAACGCACCAGGACCCCCUGUUCAUGGCGCUUACAUUAAAUUAUCAAAUGAAUGAGUGAGUGGUCAGCCAAACAAACAGAAAGUGCUUUGCAGAGAAUUAACCUAAGCUGAUGUGAUGUAGAAUGGCUAAGAGGCUGUCAUUUAAGCUGAAUUUUAUUGACAAGGUAAGGAAUUUCCAUUUCACUUUUUAAGAAACAUCCAAUAUAUUAUUUUUCACAUCUGUAGCCUUCACAUUUUGGUAACUUAAAGAGAUUCAUAGCUAUUGAUAGUUUCAGUGGUCCCUUUGAAUCAAUAAAGUGUGUCUUUUUUUCUAAAAGUUUGAUUAUUAGAGAUGAAGGAAAUGCCAUCCACUGAUAGAACAUUGUCAGAGUAAAACCUUAUGGGAAGUUUCUGCUUUCCUGAAUGCUUUCACUUCUAAAUGGCAGUAUAAUAAGAAUUCCAUUUUGCUUUGAUCUCCCUACUUUGACCCAUGAUUGAUAAUGAUUUCCUUACAAGUAGAGAAGUAAUCUAGAUUCAUGCCUCUUAGCAAGCCAUUUCAAUAGAUUUCCAGCUACCUAGCUAUCUUCUGGAAUUGUUGAAGGCAGUACCGCCUGAGAAAAUAAGGGAAGAUUCAUUCGUAUAUUCUUCAUAUUUAUCAAGGACCUACUAUAAUCCUUUUCAAACAACUUUCUAAAUAACCUGUUUCUAACAACUUUAAUUUACUGUUACAAAUUGCAUUUUUACUAGUGACUUCUCCAGACGAUUCUGAAAUUUAAGUAGUUCUUAGACUGAAAUAUUCUGGAUUUUAUGCCUACUAGGAAUGGAACUUUUACUUCCUGUAGUUUAAUGCUCUUGACUAAAUUAGAACUUUGUUUUUUAAAUUCACCAUAUCCUUACAGAUCUCUACUUUAAAACGACACAUGCAUAAAUUUGUAUAAGGAGGAUUCUAUUAGAAUGAUUCCAGUGAUGAGAGAUUAUAUCAUAGAAAGAAAACUCAGCUAUCAAUAAAUGUUAUUUUUAUUUUAUACAAGUUUAUGGUCUAUCACCUAGCUAUAAAUGUUUAAUAGUGAUAUAAGUAUAUAUUUACUCCCUUUAAAAUUUUUUCUUUUGUCCUGUAGCAUGUUUUUGGCCCGGGCGAGACUGUGCACCCUUGGCAGUAGACCUAAAUUCCUGAAGACAAUUUGUGCUUCAAAAAUACUUGGACUCUCUACUUCUGCUGCCACACUACCCAGAUAUUUGGUCAAACACCAGUCUAGAUUGUUCUGUGAAGAUAUUUUUCAGAAAAUGUCUUUGAAAUUCAAAAAUGCAAAACGAAUUGAAGGCCUUGAUAGCAAUGUGUGGAUUGAAUUUACCAAGUUGGCUGCAGACCCCUCUGUUGUGAAUCUUGGCCAAGGCCUUCCAGAUAUAUCCCCUCCUGUAUAUGUAAAGGAAGAAUUAUCAAAGAUUGCAGCAAUUGAUAGUCUGAAUCAGUACACACGGGGCUUUGGUCAUCCAUCACUUGUGAAAGCUCUGUCCUGCCUAUAUGAAAAGUUUUAUCAAAAUCAAAUAAAUCCAAAUAAAGAAAUCCUUGUGACAGUAGGAGCAUACGGAUCUCUUUUUAAUGCCAUUCAAGGAUUAAUUGAUGAGGGAGAUGAAGUCAUAGUGAUAGUGCCUUUCUAUGACUGCUAUGAGCCCAUGGUGAGAAUGGCUGGAGCAAUACCUGUUUUUAUUCCCCUGAGAUCUAAACUUGUUGAUGGGAAAAAAUGGUCUAGUUCUGACUGGACAUUAGAUUCUCAAGAACUGGCAAGCAAAUUUAAUUCCAAAACCAAAGCUAUAAUACUAAAUACUCCGCAUAACCCCCUUGGCAAGGUGUAUACCAAAGAGGAACUCCAAGUAAUUGCUGACCUUUGCAUCAAAUAUGACACACUCUGCAUCAGUGAUGAGGUUUAUGAAUGGCUUGUGUAUACUGGAAAUAAGCAUUUUAAAAUAGCCACUUUUCCAGGUAUGUGGGAGAGAACAAUAACGAUAGGAAGUGCUGGAAAGACUUUCAGUGUCACUGGCUGGAAGCUUGGCUGGUCCAUUGGUCCUAAACAUUUGAUAAAACAUUUACAGACAGUUCAACAAAAUACCGUUUAUACUUGUGCGACUCCUUUACAGGAAGCUUUGGCUCAAGCUCUUUGGAUUGACAUCAAGCGCAUGGAUGACCCAGAAUGCUACUUUAAUUCUUUGCCAAAAGAGUUAGAAGUGAAAAGAAAUCGCAUGGUACAUUUACUUGAAAGUGUUGGCCUAAAACCCAUAGUUCCUGAUGGGGGAUACUUCAUCAUUGCUGAUGUGUCUUUGCUAGAUACAGACCUUUCUGAUAUGAAGAACAGCAAUGAACCUUAUGACUAUAAAUUUGUAAAAUGGAUGACUAAAAAUAAGAAAUUGUCAGCCAUCCCAGUUUCAGCAUUCUGUAAUGCAGAGACCAAAUUACAGUUUGAGAAAUUUGUGCGAUUUUGCUUCAUUAAAGUAAAAAGACAGUACGCUGGAUGCUGCUGAAGAGAUCAUCAAGGCAUGGAGUAGACAGAAGUUUUGAUACAUGCAAACUGCAUUGUUUCUAUUAAAUGACCUAGUAUGGAAUUAUUUAGUACUGCUACUUGCUGGGUGUUGGAAAAAAAAUUUCAGUACAAAUGAAAUUUAAAGGACUAUUUCCAUUGUUAAUCCCACUCCUGACAAUAUUCAGGAGAUCUGAUUUUUUUUUCAGCUGAAAUGUAUUAAAACACCUUUUAGACCAUUUUAUGAGUCAGUAUAGUGCAGUGGUAAGAACUGUGAGAUGCUGGUUGAUGCUUAACCUCUCUGCGCUUCAGUUUCCUCAUAAAAGGGGAAUAAAAAUAGCACCUACUUUA